Messenger RNA from Prosopis cineraria, 1134 nucleotides. Its product is annotated as methylesterase 17-like. The record is from RefSeq and is a predicted model, not a curated record. Bases 127 to 960 code for a protein of 277 amino acids. Lineage: Eukaryota; Viridiplantae; Streptophyta; Magnoliopsida; Fabales; Fabaceae. The transcript is spliced from 4 exons. Gene Ontology annotation, biological process: salicylic acid metabolic process; jasmonic acid metabolic process. Gene Ontology annotation, molecular function: methyl indole-3-acetate esterase activity; methyl jasmonate esterase activity; methyl salicylate esterase activity.
AAAGAGAUUAAAAAGGCUACCAUCAUGAUCCCAUAAGACUAUUCCCACCCCUAUACAUGCUACGCAUAAGCUUAGCCCACCAUCAAAGCAAAAGUGAUAAAGUGUAAGUUGAAGGCAGAGAAAGUCAUGGCCGUAGGGGAAGAAGGGGCUGACCUGAGAGGAAUUAUUCCCUUGAAGCAGCACUUUGUGCUGAUACAUGGCGUAGGUGGAGGAAGCUGGUGCUGGUACAAAAUCCGGUCCCUAAUGGAGAACUCCGGCUACAAGGUUUCGUGUGUAGACCUGAAAAGCAGUGGAAUUGAUCGAUCUGAUGUUGAUUCUGUUCUUUCUUUCGAUGAUUACAACAAACCUCUUAUGGAUUUCAUGUCUGCUCUGCCCGAAAAUGAACAGGUGAUACUUGUAGGACAUAGCGCAGGAGGGUUGAGCAUCACUCAAGCCAGUCACAAGUUUCGAAAGAAGAUCCGUUUGGCUGUCUAUGUUGCAGCCACCAUGCUCAAGUUAGGAUUCUGGACAGAUGAAGAUCGUAAAGACGGGGCGCCAGAUUUAUCCGAGUAUGGGGAUGUGUACGAGCUUGGGUUUGGACAGGGAAAGGAUAAGCCUCCAACCAGUGUUUUGGUGAAGAAAGAAUUUCAACGCAAAAUCAUCUACCCUUUGAGCCCUAAUGAGGAUUCGACGUUAGCGGCGAUGCUGUUGAGGCCAGGGCCAAUUCAGGCAUUGACGAACACGCGAUUCACAGAGGAGGGGGAAGAGGGUGGAGUGGAGAAGGUACCUCGAGUGUAUAUAAAGACAAUGCAAGACAAAGUGUUGAAGCCAGAACAGCAGGAGGCCAUGAUAAAGAGGUGGCCACCAUCUUCUGUGUACGAACUGGACACUGACCAUAGUCCCUUCUUCUCCGCUCCGUUCGUCCUAUUCGGCUUGCUCGUUAAAGCUGCUGCUUCUGAUGUUGCAUCUGCCUGCACCUAGCCUUCGACCUCGCCCUCCUUGCUUUUUACCUUACACCUCGAGGCGAAGACCAAUUAAAAAACCGCUAGUAUUUAUUUUGUAUUUAAUUUUAGCGAGAACGUUUUUUUAUUAAGAUUUUGUCAUGGACGUUUAACAGAUCUUUAAUGUAAUUUUACCUGCUUGUCUCGUGAGUUA